Molecule: messenger RNA, 1170 nt
Organism: Adineta steineri
Lineage: Eukaryota; Metazoa; Rotifera; Eurotatoria; Adinetida; Adinetidae
Source: the annotation of a GenBank genome assembly
AUGAUAUCUGAUGAAAAUUGUGAUAAAGAAAUGAUUACAGAUUCUGAUGUUCUCGUUAUCGGCUUCCAUCAUGUUGCAAUUGAUCGAUCAGCGUAUUCGAUUUUUUUAAAUGAUCUAUGCAAUACUUACAAUAGUAACAUGACGUGGUUAGACAAUGAAAAAUCAUUACAAUAUAUUGAUUAUGCUGUUCAUGAACGUCUCAUCGAUAUAACGUUAUCAUGUGAAUUUUGGCGUUUACAACUCGAAGGAUGUAACUUGAAACGUCGAUUAUCAUUACCAAUCGAUCAGCAUCGUUUAUCUAAUGAUCAACGAUCUGGUUUCGCUACUAUCGUGCAAAUCAAUUUCGACAAUAAAAUAUCCUCAUCAUUUCUUAAUUAUGCUUCUAUACAUCAUUUGACACUAGUUCAACUCGGAUUGGCUACAUUCUAUACAUUUUUAUUUAAGUUAACAUAUAGUCUAACUGAUUUAUGUAUUUCAUGCGUUAAUGCUAACCGACACAGACCUGAAUUACAGACUAUGAUUGGAAUGUUUGUUUCAAUAUUACCAUAUUGUAUGCAACUUGAUCCUUGUUGGUCAUUUGAUGAAGUUACUGAACAUGUACGAGAAAAAUGUUUAUCAAUUCUUGAACAUUCUCAUUAUCCACUUCAACAUAUUCUUCGUGAUUUUCAUCUUGAUCAAUCAACUGCUCCUUUUCUUCAAACAGUUUUUGAUUUCAUUAUUGAAUCUUCAGUUAACGAUCGGUUGACUUUUGAUUAUGUUAGCUUACAGUCAGUAUCAUUAAAACAGUCUUCGGAAGCGGCUAAAUUUGAUUUUAUGUUGAAAUUUGUUUACAAGCCAGUCUCAGAUGACAACAUAUUGUCAUGUAGUUUUAUUUGUUCACGUGAUCUAUUUGAAGAUACGACAGUAACAAAAAUGAUACAAAGAUUUCAAUAUCUUUUUGAACAACUUUUUUCAGCGAAUUUUAACGCUAAUCAGACUGAUUUAGUUAUUUCACCUAUUGCCAAACUUACUCUUAUCUUGCCAGAUGAAGUGAGUGAAAUACAACACGUAGUUUUUUACCGUCAAUCAAAUAUGACAAAUGAAGGUAUGUCUUUUUUCUAUUUAUCAUGUAUAUAUAAUACUUUUAUUGAUAUAGAUCAGUUAGAUGAGAACGACAUGUAUGAUAUGUAA